Penicillium coprophilum is the source of this 1722-nucleotide messenger RNA. RefSeq lists its product as uncharacterized. The record is from RefSeq and is a predicted model, not a curated record. Lineage: Eukaryota; Fungi; Ascomycota; Eurotiomycetes; Eurotiales; Aspergillaceae. The transcript has 5 exons. The coding region runs from base 1 to 1722 and encodes 573 amino acids.
AUGGUCAUCGAUGCAGGAAAAGAUUCAGUCUUUUACCAUGUCCCAACUCCGACGGAACGAGAGCCCAAAACACGGCAGAUGCCCGUCACCUUGCUUUCAGGCUUCCUGGGAAGCGGGAAGACAACCCUCCUCAAACACAUCCUCCAGUCCCCUGACCAUCGCUUACGGAUUGCUGUCAUUGUCAACGAUAUGAGCCAGCUGAACAUCGAUGCUACCCUCAUCCAAAACCACAAAGUCUCCCAGACCACCGAAAAGCUCAUUCGACUGCAAAAUGGAUGCAUCUGCUGCACCCUAAGGGGAGACUUGUUGUCUGAACUGGCCACCCUGACUAAACAAAAUGAGGUGGACUAUGUCAUCAUUGAAUCGACUGGCAUAAGCGAGCCCAUGCAAGUGGCUGAGACUUUCACGGCUGAGUUUAGCUCGGCCAUGCUGGAAGCUGAAGAUCAGAUUGCGAGCGAUGAUGCCGAUGCAAAGAAGAUACUGAACGAAAUUGUGGAACUAGGUGGCUUGCAUACAAUGGCUCGAUUAGACACCACUGUCACUGUCAUUGAUGCCUUCAACUUGCUUUCCAGCUUUGACACAGCAGAGUUCCUCUCUGACCGCUAUGGGAGGGAGGAGAUCGUCCCCGAGGAUGAGCGUACAAUAUCCGAUCUGAUGGUGGAUCAGAUUGAGUUCGCCGAUGUGUUGGUCCUCAACAAGAUCGAGACGGUUGACCAAGCGACACGCGACAGGAUCACACAUUUGCUGAAGCUACUGAACCCAGCCGCAAAGAUUCUCGAGUCGAGUUACUCACAAAUAGAUGUCCGGGAGAUCAUCAACACGAACAAAUUUAAUUUCGUUCGUGCUGCUUCUGGCCCUGGCUGGCUGCAAAGUCUGCACGAAAUGACAAUACAGACGACAGGCAACGGCGAGCGGAUGGCACCGAAGCCAGAGACCUUGGAAUAUGGUAUCAACAACUUCGUCUACAGUGCUCGUCGACCCUUCCAUCCGCGCCGUAUAUUCGCUCUUCUUCACGACAAGUUUAUCAUUCUCCAGAAUACUGAAGUCGAAGAAGAGGAAGAAGAAGGUGAUGAGGAACAGGAAGAGGACGAGGAAGAUGAAAUGGACACAGACUCCGAUUCUGAGUCAGCAGGAGACUUUGGCCAGCCUGAACCAGCAGUUAUCUUGAACAACAAACGUACCCACCCGGCCUUUGGUCCAGUUCUCCGCUCCAAGGGACUUUUCUGGCUCACCACAAGGCCCUGGCAAUUUGGGGAAUGGAGCCAAGCAGGUGGUAUGAUGACAGUUGGGUGUGGCGGACCUUGGUUUUCUGAAGUGUCAGAGGAGGACUGGCCAGAAGACAAGGAUGUGCGGGAAUCCAUCCAGAAUGAUUUCCAAGGUCCCUGGGGCGAUCGUCGUCAGGAACUAGUGUUUAUCGGCGAAGGUAUUGACAAUGUCAAGAUCAGUACUUUGCUGGAUGAGUGUCUUUUGAAUGAUAAAGAGAUGAAGAAGUGGGAGAAGGUGAUGAAGAACAAGAAAAUGAGCAGAAAGGAGAAGACGGACAAGUUAGCAAAGAUAUGGGAAGACGGUUGGGAAGAUUGGCCUGCACUUGAAGCUGAAGAAGAGGAAGAAAAUGGGCAAGAGAAGCUAGAGCAGGGGAAGCAUCGAAUUAGCGAUUAUCUGGGUCCUCAACAUGGGACUAAACAUGUUCAUGGACACAGCCACCGGACGGUUGCUGUAUGA